CACUGAGCUGAGGUGGAGCAGCAGCAGCAGCAGCAGGAGCCGCCACCACGGAGACGGGAGCUGUCGUUGUUUUUGUCCGUUUGAUAGCAACUUUUCUCCACGAUGUCGGCAUAUGACAGUAACCCUUUCGCGGACCCGGUGGACGUGAACCCCUUCCAGGAUGCCUCAGUCACACAAGCCACCAGCGGAGGCAAUGAAAACGUAGGAGAGUUCAACCCCUUCUCUGCCCCUGACAUGGGACACCACUCUGGCACAACUAUCCCCAUCUCUGCAGUCUCUUCUCAACCAGCGAUACUACAGACCUCUGUGGAGCACAGUGCAAAGGCAACUGCAACUGCUGCCCAAGCUGACCUGCUCAAACAGCAGGAGGAGCUGGAGCGGAAAGCAGCCGAGCUGGACCGUAAAGAGCAGGAGCUAAAGAACAGGACGGCAGGCAGAGCAAACAAUGGAACAAAAGAGAACAACUGGCCGCCUCUACCCAGUUUCUCCCCUGUAAAGCCCUGCUUCUACCAGGACUUUGAAGAGGAAAUCCCAGAGGAUUACCGCAGGAUCUGCAAGAGAAUGUACUAUCUCUGGAUGUUCCACUGUGCCACCCUCUUCCUCAACGUGCUGGCCUGCCUGGCUUACUUCACUGUAGACAGUCAAAAUGGUGUGGACUUUGGUCUGUCUAUCCUCUGGUUCAUCCUCUUCACUCCUGUGUCGUUUGUCUGCUGGUACAGGCCGGUCUACAAAGCCUUCAGGUCUGACAGCUCCUUUAGCUUCUUUUUCUUCUUCUUUGUCUUCUUUUUCCAAACGGCAGUGUACAUUAUCCAAACUGUGGGGAUCCCCAGGUGGGGAAACAGUGGAUGGAUCACAGCAAUCAGCAUGAUCGGCUCCAAUUUGGCCGUGGCUGUGGUUAUGAUGGUGGUCGCUGGGUUUUUCACCGUAAACGCCGUAUUGGGUGUCAUCCUUCUGAAAAUGGUCCACUCUAAAUACAGAAGGACAGGUGCCAGCUUUACCAAGGCCCAGCAGGAGUUCUCCCAGGGAGUCCUGACCAACCGAUCCUUCCAGUCUGCUGCAGCCGGUGCUGCACAGGGAGCGUUUGGCAGGAGCUAGGAAAACUGGACUGUUUUCCUCAGGAGAGUCUCAUCUUUCUGUAUGUCACUAAAAGAAUGUAUCAAACAAGCCAUGUCCUAACAUUCUUCUGAGGAGUUUUAGCUUAGGGUUUGAUAAUUUGAUGAAAAUACUAAUAAGGGUGUCCCCUUUUUCCAAUUAGAAAUAAUAAUAAAAAUCCCCCCCUGAAGAUUUCUAAAUAAUUACAAAAAUACUGCUGCUGCCUUUAUAUGACAUUAUGCCUAGGUGAUCUUGCACCAAUCCGCUCCCUUCUGCGACCCAGUUUUUUGAAUUGUUUGUCUUGUCACACUGCUGAAAUUCCAGGGGAUUGUUUUUAGCAGUAGAUCCAGUUCUGAGAUUUUUUGUGGGCACUACUUAACAUUUUCAGUCCUACAUCCACCUGCUGCUGUUGUAUUUCCUCCUUGCCUUUGUCAGUCUUGAAGUAAAAUAUAUCCCUUACCGUGCAAAGUGAGGAAAUGUCGCUGGGCGACACUUGAUUCUGAGAAACAGAGAGAGCUGCAAGGAGCUGAUAGGUUUAAUCAGCUUCGUGUGAACUAAUUCGCCAGUGACUUGAAUGUAACCGACAUUUGAUCAUAUUUAAAAGUUAUGCACUACGGUUUUAGAGACAAAAAAUAUAUGAGAAAAGAAUGAGGUCUCGUGUAAUGUUAUUUAAAUCUCAACUACCCUACGUUUUAGACAGCAUGUUGUAAGUUGAUGCUGUCUUAAAACUUCAAUUCAAAGUGAAGGUGAAAGGAAAAUGAUGACGGUGAAGAGGAGGCAUAGUGGCCGUGAUAUCAUUUGAUUGUCAGCACCUCAUCACUACAUAAUCUAUUUAACAUGGCGGACUAAUUAUGUAUAAAUAAGAGUAUUUGUUUUUACACCAUAGAACAAGGCUGGAGUUUAGUGAGAGUUUAGUUUAAUUUUUAAGAUACUGGGGAUUUUUUUCCUUUUUUUCCCCAGGUGAAAUUAAAAUGACCCAUCACGUGAACACCCUAAUAUGGGAUUUUGAUAGUUUAAAAAGUGUAUUAGACAUGAGAAUGUUUUCCCAUCAUUGAAUGAUGGUUCCUCAUAAUGUAUGUAUACAUAUUGUCAGCACAACAGCAUCUAGAUACUUAAAGGGUAGCCAUGUUGUGUACACUGUAUUCUACGAAAUGAAACCGAUAACUUAGUCAUUACUCUUUACAGGAUGCUUCUAAAAUGUUACUAAUCACACAACUUUCUCACAAAAUGUUCUAUUUUCAGGUGUAUAAAGUUGAUACGCUUGUGAUUAAUAAUGAAGGUGAUGGGAUGAAGGGUUUUUUUGUACUGUUACUGUAACUUAUUGAAGUUAGACAAAGAGCUCUUCUGAGCAUACAUGAUGAAGUAGUUUAACUGGUUUGUUACAUUUGACUUGAUGUUAGAAACAACAUUACCUUUUUCGAGGUGUGGAGUUUUGCUGCACUUUCAUUAAAAGGCAUGUUACACCUUUAUUCAUGCUAAGUUACUGAAAGAUUUUUAAUGUAGAAUUAUUUCCAAAAAACCCAUAAAUGAGCUAAAAGAAUACAAAAUGAUUAUCUUGACUUGGAUGCAAUCUCAAAAGUCAUAGAUGGGCUGUCUGUUAUUCUUACAGCGAAUCACUUAGUUUAGCUUUAACCUCAGGGCCUUGACACUAAUGUAAUCCACCAAUUUUUGUGUGGGGAUUUGAACACAAGGCUGUUGGUUAUUUGUGUUUUUAUCAGCUUUUUAUUUUAUUGUAAUGUUUUCCUUAUGGUCAUGUUGUGUAAUAAGGUGUUGUACAUAUUGGUGUCUUAUUUAAAACUUAUUUUCAAGAGUGGUAUUUGGUAAAAAUGGUGUCUCAGUCAAAUUAAAUAAAUUGGGUUUUUUCCUCUC
Molecule: messenger RNA, 2961 nt
Organism: Solea senegalensis (Senegalese sole)
Lineage: Eukaryota; Metazoa; Chordata; Actinopteri; Pleuronectiformes; Soleidae
Gene: scamp2l
Product: secretory carrier membrane protein 2, like
Exons: 9
Coding region: 103-1095 (330 amino acids)
Biological process (GO): protein transport
Cellular component (GO): trans-Golgi network membrane; recycling endosome membrane
Source: RefSeq, a predicted model, not a curated record